Messenger RNA from Colletotrichum abscissum, 726 nucleotides. RefSeq lists its product as uncharacterized. Bases 1 to 726 code for a protein of 241 amino acids. The record is from RefSeq and is a predicted model, not a curated record. NCBI's taxonomy places the organism in Eukaryota, Fungi, Ascomycota, Sordariomycetes, Glomerellales, Glomerellaceae. The transcript has a single exon.
AUGCGAAGCCUUCCCAAGACCCAUCCGCUCCGACGCCUGCGGGCGGUAGCCUUUAGACGAUUUCCAUCACCCUUCCAGUUGAUGGCGGAGGCCUACCGCGACCAACCUCUUGACAAGCUGGAGACUAUCGAAGGGUAUUCGAUCGCUCCUUGGGAACGUCGUAUUGAUACAGUAGUCGACGACGACAUGGUCAAGGCCAUCGAAGCAAUCCGGUCUGAAUGGGCAGUGAGGAUAGCGACAAAGAGCUCAGCGAGAAACGAGGUUGUGGGCUUUGGAACGGCGACGACGCUGCCCGCAUCCUUCAGAGGGGGCGGUGGCAUCAUGACGGCCUCGCGUACGUUCGGUCAGAGAACGGAGCAGAACCCGUAUGUAGCAGAGCUAGCGGCACUGGCGGAAGCGGUCAAGGCUCUCCCAGAGAGACUCGAGUACCGGGCUAUCCACGUGUUCGCCCGCAACAAAGCGGCAGUGUUAGUGAUGCUCAACCCGCGGCAGCAGUCAGGUCAACGAGAGGUCCGACAAUUUUACUCCAUCAUGCAAGCUCUGCAGAGACGAGGCAACAGAAGCGCUCUCUUUUGGCUUCCAUCAGUUAUAGACUUAGACCUGGCGCAAGCGGCCAAAGCAGCAGCAAAAGAAAGUACCAAAGUAAACAAGAUACCACAGAAACGACCGGCCAGAGCCUACUCGACAGCACUCAGGAUCGCUUUACAAAGCGUGCGACAGAAGUAA